AUGGCAGACUACCCACACACCCCACCCCCAAGCGGCCCUCAAACCCCAAACUUGCCUCCCCUAAAGGACGCAUCCCUCCGCUCCACAACUCCUCAAAGCAUCAACACUCCAAUCACACGCGCUCGUCCCACCAUCCCAGGCUACCUAACUCAAGCCCUCGUCCUCUCCAACCCCCAACUCCGCCGCCUCCAACAAGACCUCCUCGUCCUAACCAGCUUCAACGAAAACUCCACCCUGCACUGGCGCCCCCCAUGGUUCGCCCAAGACCUGCACGCCGCAAGGUUCUGGACCCUGUACAACCCGCCCAACGUCGUUACCGAACUGCUCCCGCACGCACCGCUCGGCCAGCUCGUGUAUACGCGGCGCAUGAGGCGUGCGGGCGAUAUGCCACCCGCGUACAUCACGACAUGGAAGCACUGGAAUCGGGUGUGUGACUCAGCUGGGGUGCCGCGGGAUUGGCUGAACGAGGAGUAUGUCGAGUUGAUGAAGUUGGGUUUACCGCGUGACGAAGGGAGGGAUAUCUGCGCUCCCCCAUCUAUCCCCUUGUACCCCGAACCCCAACCCCUGGGCCGCGGACGCUACAUACUCGACCCGGCAACAUAUCGUUCGCUACCGAGGAAAUUCCACCUCCCGGACUACACGGAUGAACCGAUCGAGGACGUCCAGGUCGUUGUCGUGCACUCCUCAGGCCGGCUUGCGAUAGAGCCGCGCGAAGAUUUCUUCUUGCAUUCGAGUCAGUGGACGCAUUUUGAUGGGCACGGCGGGAAGGGGGGUGGAGAGUAG
This is a messenger RNA of Parastagonospora nodorum SN15, 783 nucleotides long. RefSeq lists its product as hypothetical. The record is from RefSeq and is a predicted model, not a curated record. The transcript has 3 exons. Lineage: Eukaryota; Fungi; Ascomycota; Dothideomycetes; Pleosporales; Phaeosphaeriaceae. The coding region runs from base 1 to 783 and encodes 260 amino acids.